AAUCAGUCGGUUAUGCUUAUGCAUUUCUGGACAAUAUUUAUCUCUAUCCAGUUGCUGUUCAUUCAUGUUCAUCUGGUAUAUGUUUAUUGGAAACUGCUCGAUGACCUAAAACCUGGCGCUGAGGAUGGAACGGAUUAUCAAGCAGUUUAUGUGUUUGAGCUGCCGUUGGUAGAAGACAAUUUACCUUUCUCAUGUGAUUUUGACUUUGAUACUUCGGUGAAGUGUAAGCUCAAGUACAUAGAGAAGCCACCCAGUGACGACAACGACUUUUGUAGAGUUGUACCUGUUUAUAAAUCUCAAACUUCUGAACUAAGGUGCCGCAGAAGAAAGGAUUUUUUAUAUGAGAAAGACUGGAUCAAGGCUACACUAGAGGAUUUUAUGCAAUUGAACGGCACUUCUGACCGACAUAAAGACAUGGCCGCCUGUAUAAAAAAUAAUCUAAAUAAGAUACACAUUCCGCCAAUACGUAAGUGUUGUCCACGUUUGUCCCAUCCAUUAUACAUCUCUAAUACGAAUCUUGGAUUUAUCCCAAACUAG
Molecule: messenger RNA, 537 nt
Organism: Cylicocyclus nassatus
Lineage: Eukaryota; Metazoa; Nematoda; Chromadorea; Rhabditida; Strongylidae
Source: the annotation of a GenBank genome assembly